Messenger RNA from Punctularia strigosozonata HHB-11173 SS5, 2246 nucleotides. RefSeq names its product NCA2-domain-containing protein. Lineage: Eukaryota; Fungi; Basidiomycota; Agaricomycetes; Corticiales; Punctulariaceae. The transcript is spliced from 5 exons. Gene Ontology annotation, cellular component: mitochondrial outer membrane. The record is from RefSeq and is a predicted model, not a curated record. The coding region runs from base 1 to 1935 and encodes 644 amino acids.
AUGUCCACCUUUGUUGCCCACCAGACGCACGCGCUCAUCGCAGCCGCCGUCCCAGCCUCGCCCACACGACCGGGCACACCCGCCGACGCGAACGAAGAGCUCGGCGCGUUAUUCCUCUCCCUCACCCCGCCCAUAUCCCUCUCUCAGGCUCAGAGUGCCAUCGAUGCACUGAAGGAACGCGGGUCCACUCAACUGAACGCCGCCGGCGCUGCGCAUAAUGAGGAGGCGCGGGCGCUCCAGCACGCCGUCCUCGGACGGAUCUCCGUGGCGCUGUACGCGCACGCGCUGCAGCUGCACCUGGACGAAGCGAGUCAGGCGGACGAAGAAGCCGACUGGUGGUUCGAAGUCGAGCGAUCCCAGCUGAACGCCGCUCAGUUCCUGCUGCAGACACUACCCAUCCGACUUCGCGACGCUGCCAAGGUCAUCGUGCAGGCGCUGCGGCGACAGAACAUCCCGAUCAGCCCAUCCGCGUUCACUCCAUCAUCGUUGCGGAGGCUCUUCCCAUCCACGAGCAGCCUGCGUCCAAAUGCACUCCUCACGGCGCUGUUCCCGACGAUCCGGUCCAACGUUGCGUUGCAAUCCGCAUCCUUGCUCUCCGCUUCCGGCGUCGCGUCCACGCUGCUCUUCCCGCUCGAGCUGGUAAGGCAAGAAUGCCGCCUGAAACGCAAGAAGCUGCAGCGCAUCCGGGACGAGCGCGCGGAGGUCCUUGGCCGGCUGGCCGACAUGCGCGGCGAGUUGGAAAAGGCGGUGUCCUCUCCUCUCGGGGAUAACGCCGAUGCGGACGCAUCGUUGCUGGCUUUGGCACGGACACUGGAGGAGCUCAGUGACGGACGGUCGGAAACCGACGCCGCGGUCGACGCGUCAGGCGAGCAGGAUGUGCUUUCGACGCUUUCGACGCUGGCGUUCAAUACCUUACCCGAGCAUGGCACCAUACACGCGACCUCGCUCCGUCUGAGCGACCUUCGCCGGCCUUCUCGGUUGACGUUGGCGUGGCCACGGCUAUUGCUUCUCCCGCCGCUGUCUCUGUACGCGAUCAAGCUUGCCUACACCAAUCGCUCCAGCCUUGCCGGGAUGGUGCGCGACGCGAGAGAAACCGUCAUCGGUUUCUGGAGAGGAUGGAUCCUCGAGCCGCUGAGGGAGAUGGUACGCACCGUCAGGGCGGGAGGCGAGGGUGGGGUCAUCGUGAGCGCCCAAGGCGUCGAAGCAGACGUCAAGUCUCUGGAGCGUAUGACGCUGGCGCUUGCAAAGGAAAAGCUGCACUACGGUGCCGCCCAGCUCGACGCGCUCUCGUCGCAGAUCCGCGUCGGGGACCUCACGCCCGUUCUGGAAAUCUACGAAGAAGACAUCAAGAGCCCGCUGAAGUCGGCCGUCGCCGGGACGCUUCUCCGGUCGGUCUUCAUCCAGGUACAGAAGGCGAAGGUGGACAUCGACCAAGCGCUUGCUGGAAUCGACAAGCUCCUAAAGUCGCAGGAGCUGACGUUCGCCUUCGUGGGCGUCGCGCCCGCUUUGGCGAUCGUGUACGUGCUCGGAGGCUCACUCAGGCAGCUCUGGUUGGGCGGCAAAGGUCGGGGACGAUACGGCGGAAGAAAGAGGAGGGUUGGGGCGUGGGUGGCGAUGAGGAGGAUCGAACGACUGCUGAUCGCACAGCCCACCGCCGAUCGUCGACACGCCCCGCGUUCCUCUGCGAACGGUAACGGCGCGAUCCCGCCCUUAACGUCGGGCCUGCUUCUGCUGUCGGUCACGCACUUGCGGCAGUACGCGGAGACGGCGUUGCCUGCUAACUCGCGGAUCCGGGAGGGUUUCCUGGAGGACGUGGGGGACCUAGAGGAUCCGUCGUUGGGUCGGGCGGAGAAGUUGCGAGUCAUAGACCGGAUGUGGCGUUCGUGGGGGGCACCUCUGGGGUGGGACCAUGCCGCAGGCGGAGGGUAUCAGUGAGACAGGAUCUGAGGAGAGCUGUUGAGAAGGGCUGAGAAGAGCGUCCGCGGCAUCAACGUUGCCUGUGAUCGUGAUGAUCGUAUGGGAACUGCGCCGCUCACCAUGGGAGAUAAGGAUGGUGGCGUUCGUCGCGUCGCGUUACCCGAGGUGGCGCUUCGGGCCAUUUCGCAAACUGCAAAGUGUCCCCUCGUUCAGGAAAAAAGGAGAGCGCUCCAUCGAAGACAGUAGUUUUCUGGAGGUACGGUUGAGCCAGAACGCGAUCGACAUGAUAGAUAAGUCGCGGGGUUGGAAAUAGCACGAUCUAAUCUCGG